AUGGACCUUCGACACGGCUCGUUGCUCAAUUGCAUUUGUUUUGAUCGGCCUGCUCGACCUAUGGUGGUACACGUGAAUGCGCUUCGCCUGACUGGAGUUAUUUGCCGCCAACGUUGCCGCCAGUUAUCCUUGAACCUUGGGAAAAUGGGAAUCCAGGGUCUUUCUAAGUUGAUUGCUGAUUAUGCUCCGUCCGCAGUGAAGGAGAAUGAUAUCAAGAACUACUUCGGUCGAAAGAUUGCCAUCGAUGCCUCAAUGAGUAUUUACCAAUUCCUCAUUGCUGUGAGGCAAGAUGGGAUGAAUCUGACCUCAGCUGACGGGGAAACAACAAGUCACCUCAUGGGCAUGUUCUACCGUACGAUCCGCAUGGUCGACAAUGGCAUCAAACCCGUCUACGUGUUCGACGGGAAACCACCCGAGAUGAAGAGCGGCGAACUGAACAAGAGACAGGAAAGGAGAGAGGAAACUCAGAAGGCUCUGCAAGUUGCUGAGGAAGCAGGAAAUGUGGAAGAAGUUGAGAAACUGAACAGGAGACUGGUGAAGGUCACGAGGCAGCACAAUGAUGACUGCAAGAAGCUCCUCCAGUUGAUGGGCAUUCCUUAUGUUGAAGCUCCAUGCGAAGCAGAGGCUCAGUGUGCAGUCAUGGUGAAAGCGGGGAAGGUGUUUGCGACCGCCACAGAGGACAUGGACAGCCUCACCUUCGGCUCCACGGUCCUCCUGCGGCACAUGACGUACUCUGAAGCCCGGAAGAUGCCCAUCAAGGAAUUUCAUCUCGACAAGGUUCUGACCGAACUCAACCUGACGAGGGAUGAGUUCAUUGACCUGUGCAUCUUGCUUGGUUGCGAUUACUGCGAGAGCAUCAGGGGAGUCGGUCCAAAACGGGCCAUAGAUCUCAUCAGAGAGCACCGAAGCAUCGACAAGAUCCUCGAACGGAUAGACAAAUCCAAGUAUCCCCCUCCUGAACACUGGCCCUAUGAUGGAGCUCGGGAACUUUUUCAGAACCCAGAUGUCUUGAAUCCUGAUGAAAUUGAUCUGAAAUGGAAUGACCCUGAUGAGGAGCAGCUGAUUGAGUUCAUGGUGAAAGAAAAGGGAUUUGCUGAAGAGCGAAUUCGCAAUGGAGUGAAGAAGCUUCUCAAGGGAAGGCAUUCUUCUACUCAGGGAAGACUGGAUGGGUUCUUCACUGUCACAUCUAGUACACCUGCAAAGCGGAAGAGUGAUGAAAAGUCCCAGCAACCGAAGAAGAAAGCCAAGACUGGAGGGGGUGGAAGGGGAGGAAGAGGACGGCCCAAAAUGCCUUGGGUGUGGAGAGGAGUGAGGAGCGGGGCAGGUAAACGGCUGGCAACGACCAUGAGCUCCAUUUCUAGUGAUCGCCACACUGCUGGCAUCAUUGUCAUCGGUGAUGAAGUCCUGAAAGGCCAGGUUCGGGACACCAACUCCCAUUUCUUGUGUCGGGAGCUCACACGCCUUGGGGUCCAAGUUCAAAAGAUCUCGGUGCUAGGAGACAAUGUGGAGCAGAUUGCUGAAGAGGUGAAGGUCUUCUCCCAGACCUAUACCCAUGUGCUGACAUCAGGUGGGAUUGGUCCCACUCACGAUGAUCUCACUUUUGAAGCUGUGGCAAAGGCAUUCGAUGUUCCUCUUGAGAUGCAUCCUCAACUUCAGGCCUUCUGCAAAGAGUGGUUCAAGACUGAUGACCUCUCCUCUCCUGUCUUCAAGCUCAGCAUGGCAAGUGUACCCAAGACUGCUUCCUUGAAUUACGGCGAAGAUCGGGAGAAAGGGGUGAAGUCCCGCUUCCCAUUGAUCUCUGUGAAGAAUGUGUUCAUCUUCCCAGGGAUCCCACAACUCCUUGAACGUGCCAUGACAUUACUGGGCGGGAAACUGUUCCACAAUCCUGCUUACACACGCCACAUGGAGGAUGUGUAUUUGAGGGCAGACGAGGUCACCAUUGCACCUUCUCUGAAUCAAGCUGUCAAUCAGUUUCCUGAAGUCACAUUUGGUUCCUACCCUGUCAUUCAUCACAGUUAUUAUCAAGUACAGGUGACUAUGGAAUGUGAAGACAAUGCUCGCUUGUCUCAGGCUAAACAAUAUUUUAUCAAUCUUCUCUCUCCUGAAUACGUGCUCAAGUAUGAUCGGAAUCCUGUCCUGGACGGUUGGGAGAAAGUGAAGGCCUUCUCCGAGAAAGAGGCAGACGAUGUACAGCGGGGUCACAUUUCACAGGCUUUAGAAAUCCUCAAAAAGGCUUAUGAAAUGUACAGGCCCGAAGAACUGUGUGUGUUUUUCAACGGAGGGAAGGACUGCACUGCCGUGCUUCACCUCGUGUCCUCAUAUGUGUUUCAUCACUUUCCCGGUCAUCGGCUCAAGGUCGUUCACAUCCGCAAUCCUGGUGCCUUUCCGCAGCUUCAAGCCUUCAUCGAGGAAACUAUCAUCAGGUACAAUUUAGAGUUGGUGGAACUGAGUGGGACAAUCAAAGAGGGCCUGAGGAGCUUUCUCUCUGAGAAUCCUGGGAUCAAGGGAGGCUUCCUGGGCAUGCGAAAUGCAGACCCUGGAGCUGGUCUGUUUCAUGAUGACCCAUUUGUGCACGAAACAGUUCACCAGCAAGAAUUUACACCCACGGACAGCAACUGGCCUUCUCUGAUGCGCAUCAAUCCCAUCUUCUCAUGGCCGUACAAGGAAGUGUGGAGGUUCAUCCGAUGCCUCUGUCUGCCGUAUUGCAGCCUCUAUGAUCGUGGGUACACAUCACUUGGCUGUGCUCUGACGACCCAGCCGAACCCUGCUCUCCAGAUCACUCUGCCUUCUGGACAUGUGACCUUUGACCCAGCCCACAAACUACAGGACGACAACCUGGAGAGAAGAGCUCGUGACUCUUAUGAGAGAUCCAAACUGGUGGACCUGCUUGCCACCAUUACAGCUAAUGAUGAUGCUUUCACACAUGGUAUGAAACCUGAAGAAUGGAUGGGAGACGAUGAGUCCUGCUUUGAGAAUUGA
Darwinula stevensoni is the source of this 2979-nucleotide messenger RNA. The record is from the annotation of a GenBank genome assembly. Lineage: Eukaryota; Metazoa; Arthropoda; Ostracoda; Podocopida; Darwinulidae.